AUGAGUUGUUUUAAGUUGUCUUCCCAAAGUUUAGUAGAUCAAUAUUUUAAUAUUAAUGACCACCUCUAUCAAUAUAAAACAGCACAACAAACACAUCCAAAGGAACUUGACGAAUUUUUGCUUUUUGAAAAAUUCAAAUUGUUUACAGCUCAACUCAAACAAAACGAAGUUGACUUUGGCAACUCCAAUGGCUCUUCAAUUGAUGGAAAUAUAAGUUUGGCACAUUUUCAAAAUUUUCAAGCUGAAAGUCGACCAGAUUUCGACUUUUUUGAAAAUGUCGAAAAAGUUGAAAAUGAUAGAAAAAUUGUCGAUAAAUCGAUUUCAAAAAGUGUAGAUGUUUAUAUCACAAUAGAAGAAGGGUAUUGUGGGUGUGACAAAGUGGUGAGUGUGAUCACAAAUGACAACACUGAAGAAGUGUUUAUCGUUAAAAUACGACGUGGAAUUCGAGACGGAGAAGUCAUUACAACACCUCAAAUGACUUUUGUUGUGCAUUAUUUAAAACAUCAAUUUUUGUCGAGACGUGGAGACGAUUUGGUUGUCAACAAAGAAGUUUUUAUGAGUGUUGGAGUGAGACAUCCAUUGUCUUCUCUAGUUUUUGUAAGUAAAGAUAAAAACGAAUUAUUGAAGUUAAAAGGAUUUACUGACAAUGGCAAAACCGUGUUAAGCGAAGUAACUUGA
Messenger RNA from Entamoeba invadens IP1, 678 nucleotides. RefSeq lists its product as hypothetical. The record is from RefSeq and is a predicted model, not a curated record. The coding region runs from base 1 to 678 and encodes 225 amino acids. NCBI's taxonomy places the organism in Eukaryota, Evosea, Mastigamoebida, Endamoebidae. The transcript has a single exon.